Lepus europaeus (European hare) is the source of this 1369-nucleotide messenger RNA. It is a transcript of the gene FFAR2, whose product is annotated as free fatty acid receptor 2. Bases 1 to 993 code for a protein of 330 amino acids. Gene Ontology annotation, biological process: G protein-coupled receptor signaling pathway; cellular response to fatty acid. The record is from RefSeq and is a predicted model, not a curated record. Gene Ontology annotation, molecular function: G protein-coupled receptor activity. NCBI's taxonomy places the organism in Eukaryota, Metazoa, Chordata, Mammalia, Lagomorpha, Leporidae. Gene Ontology annotation, cellular component: plasma membrane. The transcript has a single exon.
AUGAGGCUCGACCUGCACAGCUCCUUGAUCCUCACGGCCUACAUCAUCAUCUUCCUCACUGGGCUCCCGGCCAACCUCCUGGCUCUGCGGGCCUUCGUGGAGAGGGUGCGCCAGCCGCAGCCGGCCCCCGUGCACAUCCUGCUGCUCAGCCUGACGGUGGCCGACCUGCUGCUGCUGCUGCUGCUGCCCUUCAAGAUCGUGGAGGCCGCGUCCAACUUCCGCUGGUACCUGCCGCAGGUCGUGUGCGCGCUCACGGGCUUCGGCUUCUACAGCAGCAUCUACUGCAGCACGUGGCUGUUGGCGGGCAUCAGCAUCGAGCGCUACCUGGGAGUGGCCUACCCCGUGCAGUACAAGCUCGCCCGCCGGCCUGUGUACGGCGUGAUCGCCGCUCUGGUGGCCUGGAUCAUGUCCUUCGGUCACUGCACCGUGGUGAUCGUGGUGCAGUACCUGAACGCCACCCAGCAGGUGGGCAGCCGGAACGAGAUCACCUGCUACGAGAACUUCACGCAGGAGCAGCUGGACGUGGUGCUGCCCGUGCGCCUGGAGCUCUGCCUGGUCCUCUUCUUCAUCCCCAUGGCCGUCACCAUCUUCUGCUACUGGCGCUUCGUGUGGAUCAUGCUCACCCAGCCCCACGUGGGGACCCAGCGGCGGCGCCGGGCCGUGGGGCUGGCCGUCGUGACGCUUCUCAACUUCCUGCUGUGCUUUGGGCCUUACAACUUCUCCCACCUGGUGGGCUUCUACUUCAAGGAAAGCCCCCCGUGGCGGGUGGAGGCCGUGGUCUUCAGCGCGCUCAACGCAAGCCUGGACCCUCUGCUGUUCUAUUUUUCAUCCGCGGCCGUGCGCCGCGCUUUCGGCAAAGGGCUGCGGCUGUUCCGGAACCCCGGCUCCUCGCCCCUGGGACGCGAGGGCAAAGAGACGGCGGAGGUGACGAGAGGGGACAGGGCUGGGAGUCGGGCGGAGGGAAUGGCGGCUCCGGACUUCAUGUCAGACUAGCCGUCUCCCUGGACCUUCGGCAGCACCCUGGAGGGCACGGGGGCGGGCAACCUGGGUGCGUGAGCAGGAAGUGUCCCGUCCCAGUUUCGGGAAUCCUGGGGCCUGAUCCACCUCGGGGACUGGGUAAGAGGCUCCCUUGCCAGCUUGGUAUCCCUUCCCAAGGACACGAGGAGAAACGGUUAGGCGUGGAGGCACCGUCAGGCUAGGGCUUCAGGAGCCGUGAACCUGAAUUCAGUCCUUGGGAGGGAGCUGGGGGCUGUGAUGACCGGACAGGGGCAGCAGAGGGACCUAAAGGAUCUCGCCCCAAGCUUGGGAACCACGCCCAGAUGCUGGUCUCGCUGCUGCUGCUGCUUGGAGGAAGCCAACGGGAGAGAGA